This is a messenger RNA of Aphanomyces astaci, 904 nucleotides long. RefSeq lists its product as hypothetical. The transcript has 3 exons. Bases 32 to 874 code for a protein of 280 amino acids. NCBI's taxonomy places the organism in Eukaryota, Oomycota, Saprolegniomycetes, Saprolegniales, Verrucalvaceae. The record is from RefSeq and is a predicted model, not a curated record.
GAUUGGUUGUAAUACAGACAGUUUUGCUGAUAUGCCAACAGACCGCGGCGCUAGCUCGGUGGGCCGUCCAAGUGACCCCGUGUGGCAGUACUUCAAGAAGCUAGCCACGCCCCUGCCUCCAUCGCAUGUGGAGGAGGAUGGUACAACUGCUACGUUCGCGCGUCCUCGCGCUCGAUGCAUUGCCUGUGGAUGCAUCAUGAUCGGCCAAGUGCGGCAGCUCAAGGCACACCAUGCGCGGUGCGGCAGUCGACGUCACAGCCCUUCUUCACCCAGCGCACCUGCUCAAGACGACGUUAAUGAAGGGAACGACAGCGUUGAUGCGGCGGAGAAUGAACUUUCUCGAAUCCCAUCGAUCAAGCACCAGUUGAGCGCCGCGGAGAAGCUGCUUGUGGUGAAAUGUCAUGCGUACUUCAAGGCCGAGAAGCAGAAGGAGAAGUUCCUCGUACAUCGCAACCCGCCGUGGCAGACCCGCGAUCGCGUGAGCAAGUGCCUCGGCAUGUCCCAGAAAACAGUGUCCCAGGUCAUCGCCGAGUGGAAUCGACACCAAGACCCGACUUUUCAAGUCCCAUUAUUACUCGCUCCAUGUCCACCCUCGACUGCUUCGCAACCAGCGGCGACGACGGCAGCUACAUCAUGCAGCAUGCAGCAGCUAGGCGAAUACGCCCAUGACGUGGAUGCAUAUAUCCAACAUCGCCAUGCCGCCGAACUGCCCGUGACGGCGGCGGUGCUGUGCGCGCACCUGAUGGACUUGCAUUGCCAGCAUGUGGACGUGGCCAAGAUGCGGCUCUUCCUGCGGAGACGCGGGUAUGUGUCUGGUCCUCGCAUAAACGGCCGCCGAUGUCUUAUUCGACCAACUAGUCCACGUCCUCUCUAACUAUUAAUAGGAUGUGUAUUUAACAACUAA